GAGGAUGAAAAUUCCCGUGAGACGACGUCAGACAGACUCACAGUAAUGGAGCAUCCUACUUCUGAGUCUAGGGAAGUCUGUGAAGCCAGAUUAGGGCAGCUGUUGGGAAACCCAGAAGAGCAGAGCCCAGGGAGCCCCCAGUCUCAGGAGGAUGCGUUUAAACAAGUCACAGUGACCCACUGGAAAAUCCAAACGGGAGAGACAGCCCAGGUGUGUGGUAAGCCAGGGAGAAAUACUAUUCUGAACCCGAACCUUCUUAUACUUCAAAGAGAGCUUGUGGAAGGGGAGUCCCAUCCUUGUGGUAUUUGUGGUAAAAGUUUCCCAUUUAACUCAGACCUAGUUAAACAUCAGAUUUCUCAUUCUGGGGAGAAGCCUUAUAAAUGUGAGCAUUGCGGGAAAGACUUCAGUCAGACCUCACACCUGGCAGAGCACCAGAGAGCCCACGCUGAAGACAGAUUAUAUGUGUGCAGUGUGUGUGGGAAGGACUUCAUUCACUACACAGACCUUGCUGAGCACCAGCAAGUUCAUCUGGGAGAAAAGCCAUUUCGAUGUGCUCAGUGUGGGAAAGCAUUUUGUCACAGCUCAGACCUCCUUCGGCACCAGAGAGUUCACACUAGAGAAAGGCCUUUUGAGUGCAAAGAGUGUGGGAAAGGCUUCAGUCAGAGCUCCUUACUCAUUCGCCAUCAGAGAAUUCACACAGGCGAAAGACCUUAUGAAUGUAACGAGUGUGGAAAAUCCUUUAUCAGGAGCUCCAGCCUUAUUCGGCAUUACCAAAUCCACACAGAAGUAAAGCAGUAUGAAUGCAAGGACUGUGGGAAGGCCUUCCGCCACCGUUCAGACCUUGUUGAGCACCAGAGGAUUCAUACUGGGGAGAGGCCUUUUGAGUGUAACGAGUGUGGGAAGGCCUUUAUUCGCAGUUCAAAACUUAUUCAGCAUCAGAGAAUUCACACUGGAGAGCGGCCCUAUGUUUGCAAUGAGUGUGGGAAGCGCUUCAGCCAAACAUCCAACUUCACUCAGCAUCAGAGAAUCCACACUGGGGAGAAACUCUAUGAGUGUGAUGAAUGUGGAAAGGCCUUCUUCCUGAGCUCGUAUCUUAUCCGGCACCAGAAAAUCCACACUGGUGAGCGGGUAUAUGAAUGUAAAGAAUGUGGGAAGGCUUUUCUGCAGAAAGCCCACCUCACAGAGCAUCAGAAGAUCCACACUGGGGACCGACCAUUUGAGUGCAAAGACUGUGGGAAAGCCUUCAUCCAGAGCUCUAAACUGCUGCUCCACCAGAUUGUGCACACCGGAGAGAAGCCCUAUGUGUGCAGUUUCUGUGGGAAAGGCUUCAUCCAGAGGUCCAACUUCCUCCAACAUCAGAAGAUGCAUACUGAAGAGAAGCUGUACGAGUGUAGUCAGCUUGGAGAGGAUUGUACACCACCCCCUGACUUUAUCCACCAGGAGGGCCUUACCCUAAGUGAGGCUUCUACAUGUUUAGAUGAGAGAUCCACAGGGCAGUAGGGUCAUAUGGCUAACGUAUGAUCACUAACUCAGAGUAGUGGUUGGUGGUGGGUGGAAUUAGGGUUUUUACUAAGGUUUGCAAGCUUUGAAUGAUGUGUCAGUUUCCUGAAUCAUGGAGGAGCUGUGUUUGGAGUGGCCUGGUGCCUGCCACUGGAUGGCUGGCUUUGAACUGGAACAGGUUGGGGGAAGAAAAGGUUUCUAGAUUGUAUUCACAAACACAACCCACUCUUGAGUUCAAUCCUUUCAGAGCAGAGCUAUGAAUUUAGUCUUAUUACUUAAGAGAGGGUUGUCUGUCAGGCCAGAGAAGAUUUUUCUCAUGUAAAACCCCUAGUGUAUUCUCUGUUGUGCUGCGGAUGACCCCCAAACCCCCAUGUCCUGUGUCCUGAAGCUUUUAUAUCCUUGACUGUUGAGUUCCUGGCCACACAGUUGGUGUGUCCCUCUUCUCACUAACCACACUGCUCUGCUGACUGGCUCAUCUUGCAAGGCUCUGAUACCAUGUCAAGGAACAUUUCCCUUGCACUUAGCCAGCAAGAUUUCCAUCCUUUUGAGGCUCAGUGCUUAUCUCUUAUUACUGAGUUAUGAGUUAUUUGUCUUUACAGUCAUUUCCUUGAUAGUGAUCAUGUCCUGGUUGAUUUAUACAUCCCCACUGUUCAGUGUGUGGCCAUGAAAAACAUCGCCAUGUCUGUGUAGUUGGCAGCUCUUGCUUUGUCCUUUCUGUAUUGCUGUUUUAAAAUUAAGAGGGAUUUUUGUGUUGGUAUGAUCUAGUCUGCUGGACAUACCUUCUCUCCUGUACCCCAUAAUGCCUUCUGCUCCUGCCUUAGAGUUGCAGAGUUACCUGUCUUUUUUGGCCCCCUCCCAUUGUCACCUGUAGCCUCACCUGGAACUGCCUACUGCCCUCAUUGCCCCCAGGUACUUGAGGGGUACACCGCACAACUGUUCUAGUUCAUCAUGUCUUUCAGGAGGGUGUCAUUGUGUCUUCAUCAUUUUUCUUGUCAGUGACACAUCAUAUCUGACAGACAUCAUCACUUAAAGAUAGAGAGGCUUAGUUUGGCUUACAGUUUCAAAAGUUUCAGCCCAAGGAAGAAAUGGCAUAGUAGAAGGGCUUAGCAGAGAAAAGUUGCUUAUGUCAUAGAGCCCAGAAGGCAGAGAGCAAAAGGAGAGCCAGAGAGGGAACUAACACCUUUCCAGGUUACGUCCCCAUUGGCCUGCCUUUAACUGGGCCCCAAUUCAUAACACCACCCUGAACUGCUACACUUAGUGGAUGGAUAUCCUGAAGAGUAUGGUCCUCCCACAUACCAGUCACCUUCCAAAAGCCCCGCCGCUGAGCACAUGAGAGUUUGGGAAGACAUUUUAGAUCUAAACCAUAAUAGCUCCAAGAUUGACUCUACUCUUAGCAGUUUCUUGUCCUCUGGUCCACAUUAUCGCUCAUUUGAAAAUGUACUGAGUUGACAUCUAUAAGGAAUAGUCCUGGGUAUGGGGAGGGCAAGAGUAAAGAGGCCAUCUGCAUGGCAGUAGUGGGGAAUACAGUGGGAAAGACGUGGUGUUAUGGGGAGAGAGAGGUGCCGAGAUGGGGGAGGUGCGCUCCAGGGCUCGUAGGAGCAUCAGGAGGUGACUAGUGAGUGGCAUGACAGAGGUGGGAAGACUUCACAGAAGAGGUGACAUUUGAGCUGGCCCAGAGGCCAGUGGGUGCGUGUCCACUGGAGGAAGAGGGAUGACCUGGGACAGGGAGCUCCGAGACAAAGGCAGGCUCAGCAGGCUGCUGCGUGGUUGGGCCAGAAAGCAGGUAGCGUUGGCACAUAGCAAAGUCCUUUCAGCAAAACUCACCUUGGCCUUUGAUUUGUCAUCAUCUGCAUGUCAGCCAGCUUGGAGAUGAUUUUAAAAAUAAAACAAUUUUUUUUUCCUUUGGCCCAUAAAGGCAUAUUUUGAGUCCAUAGCAAAUCCCAACCACUGUUGAGAGAACAGAGUUCAAAAAGACAUACAAUAUCUACUUUGAAAAACUCACUAGAGAUGCUUCAUAUGAUGGAGACAUAGAUGAUGUGAGACCAUUUUAAUCAGUUCAAAAGAAUGCAUACUUUUAAGUGUGCAGAGCUUUGGGAAAUACCUAUAUCUGAGUAUCCACCAUCAAUAAUCAGGAUAAAUUUCCACCCAAAAGUUUUCUUUCCCUUUCCCAUCAGCCCCCCCCACCCCAGUAACCAGUUAUGUCAGUUUAUAUUAGCGUUUGUCCUAGAACCGCACACACGUGGAUGUGUAUGUACUCAUUAGUGUCUGACUUCUGACCCUUCAGUGUAGUUUUAGGUUCAACCACAUUUUGUGUCUUGUUGCUGACUAAUAUCCCAUUGUGUAGAGAAAUCAUCAUUUGUUACUCAUUAAUCUGUUUAUGGAAAUACAGGUUUCCAGUUUUGACUUGAAUUAAAUUUGCUGGGGUUUGUAGCUGAGUGCUAGGGCCCUUGCCUGGCAUGCAUGAGGCCCGGGACUUGAUCCUUACUAUUGCAAAAGAGAAAAAUAUUUGCUGGCCAAGUGUGGUCACAUGUGCUUGUUCCUCAUCUGCUUGGGAGGCUGAGGCAGGAGAACUUCAAGUUCAAGACUACCCUAGAGAGGCUGGGGAGAUAUCUCAGUGGCGUAAGCGUUUAUCUGGCAAACUCGAGGUGUAGAGUUUGAUUCUGGGUAUGAUGUGCUCUGCUGGCCUGGAACCUCAGGUAUGCCAUGCCAGCCCUGAAACAGCGUGGUGGAACAUGCCUGUAACUCCAGCACUGGGAGGCUGAGA
Molecule: messenger RNA, 4264 nt
Organism: Octodon degus (degu)
Lineage: Eukaryota; Metazoa; Chordata; Mammalia; Rodentia; Octodontidae
Gene: Znf623
Product: zinc finger protein 623
Exons: 1
Coding region: 46-1500 (484 amino acids)
Biological process (GO): regulation of transcription by RNA polymerase II
Molecular function (GO): DNA-binding transcription factor activity; RNA polymerase II cis-regulatory region sequence-specific DNA binding
Source: RefSeq, a predicted model, not a curated record